AAUACGCGCAUACCUCCUAGUUAAUUUCAAACAGCUCAUCAAUAUGUAAGACCUGAAAUAAAACUCAAUGCAAGCAAGCACAUGCAUCUUACUCGUCUGCAAGUAAAGUCAUGGAAGUUCUAGAAAAUAACAGGGGAGGGAUAAAAAUCAGCUUUGAAGGACACGCAUACGUUAAGAAGAGGACCCAUUUAGACGGGAAAGUUAGAUGGCAGUGCGAGAGACAACGAUCCAAAGCAUGCAGUGGGGCAAUAACAACGAAUGGCCCCCCUCAAUAUGGGGGAGUUAUGGCGGCGACGCCCCAUAACCACGAACCUGAUCAGGAUAGAACAAGGGUCAUAGCAGCGCGGGCAGGCCUAAAGAGAACCGCGAGGGAUGUCAACAGUGGCCCGACAACCGAAAUAGUUGCUAACGCCCUCAUGGUAGCGCACCCGGAGAUUCGAGGGCAGUUGGGACAGCUGUCAGCCCUUAGGAGGGACGUCCAAAGACAGAGACGAGCUGCAUACCCGGCAGAACCCGAAUCAAAAGAAACCUUGGAGAUUCCUGACGAAUGGACACUGACCGGUGAUGUAGAAGGACAGCGUUUUCUCCUCUAUGAUUCCGGGCCGGGGCAAGACAGGCUGAUAUUGUUUGCCACUGAUUCCCAACUACGACGUCUCGCCGUUGCUAGCACGUGGUACAUGGAUGGCACCUUUUCCAGAGCACCCGCUAUUUUCACACAGGUAUACUGCAUCAGAGCAGAAGUUGACGAAGGCGCAGUAUCUUGUGUUUAUGCACUGAUGUCAGGAAAGACUCGGGCUCUUUAUAUCAGGCUCUUCAACGCUCUGAUGGAAGCCCUCAUUGAUAGAGGGCAUGAUGCACACGCACCUAGGACAAUCGUGACCGAUUUUGAAGAGGCCGCUAGGAGUGCGGUCCAGUUUUGUUUGGGAAAUGCAGUUCAGCUACACGGAUGUUUUUUUCCAUCUCACCCAACGAACUUGGAAGAGGGUAGCUGACAAUGGCCUCAGAGGGUUAUAUUUGCAAGAUGAGGGAGUCCGCACCUACCUUGGGAUGAUGGACGGUUUGGCCUUCCUACCUCCUCAAGACGUGGUGCGAGGCAUGGAAUUCCUGAGGCGCAUCAUGCCCACCCCUGCCCUUCAGCCUGUGGUAGAUUACUUCGACAGGACAUAUGUCACCGGGACGUUAAGAGCGGACGGACACUUAACACCGCCACGAUUCCC
Messenger RNA from Strongylocentrotus purpuratus (purple sea urchin), 1217 nucleotides. RefSeq lists its product as uncharacterized. The transcript has 4 exons. The coding region runs from base 111 to 992 and encodes 293 amino acids. The record is from RefSeq and is a predicted model, not a curated record. Lineage: Eukaryota; Metazoa; Echinodermata; Echinoidea; Camarodonta; Strongylocentrotidae.